AUGUGGAUACUCUUCAGGCAGGGAUUUGGGGCCAGUAGUUUGAGCAUAUGGGUGCUGCUCAUCUUUUGGUUCAACAUGAAGCCCAUCAGCUUUGCAGGCUGCUUCCUGCAGAUGUUCGUCAUGAACACGUUCCUUCCCAUGGAAUCCUCCACCUUUUUGGUCAUGGCCUAUGACCGCUAUGUAGCCAUCUGCCACCCUCUGCGCUACCCAUCCAUCAUCACGGACCAGUUCGUCAUUAAUGCCGCCAUCUUCAUUGUCUUACGCAAUCUGCUUGCCACGCUGCCCACUCCAGUUCUGGCUGCUAGGCUCGACUACUGUGCUAACAAUGUGGUGGAGAACUGCAUUUGUGCCAACAUUUCUGUGGCAAAGCUCUCCUGUGGGGACAUUCGCCUCAAUAAGCUCUACCAGUUUGUGAGUGUUUGGUGUCUAUUAGGUUCUGACCUGGUGCUCAUCUUGCUAUCUUACUGCUUUAUCCUGAGGGCUGUUACUCGUCUGCAGUCAGGGGGUGCAGCUACCAAGGCGCUGAGUACUUGUGGAUCCCAUCUCAUCCUUAUACUGUUUUUUUAUACACUGCUGCUGGUGUUUAUCUUCACAAACAAAGCAGGAAAAAAGGUACCAUCAGAGGUUCCCAUUCUUCUUAAUGUCCUCCACCACCUCAUCCCACCAGCCCUCAAUCCCAUUGUUUAUGGAGUACGAACUCAGGAAAUCAAGUAUGGAAUUAUUAAGCUACUCAAGUACCAGAAAUGA
Molecule: messenger RNA, 747 nt
Organism: Tupaia belangeri chinensis (Chinese tree shrew)
Lineage: Eukaryota; Metazoa; Chordata; Mammalia; Scandentia; Tupaiidae
Product: olfactory receptor 56A4-like
Exons: 2
Coding region: 1-747 (248 amino acids)
Biological process (GO): G protein-coupled receptor signaling pathway
Cellular component (GO): plasma membrane
Molecular function (GO): olfactory receptor activity
Source: RefSeq, a predicted model, not a curated record